Prunus mume (Japanese apricot) is the source of this 970-nucleotide messenger RNA. RefSeq names its product small ribosomal subunit protein uS7-like. Gene Ontology annotation, molecular function: structural constituent of ribosome; RNA binding. The record is from RefSeq and is a predicted model, not a curated record. Gene Ontology annotation, cellular component: small ribosomal subunit. NCBI's taxonomy places the organism in Eukaryota, Viridiplantae, Streptophyta, Magnoliopsida, Rosales, Rosaceae. Gene Ontology annotation, biological process: translation.
UAUAAACAUGAACUAGGGUUUUCCUGUGUUCAGCACCACUCUGUACAAGCUCUCUCGCAUUCUCGUCUGAAGGUCCAACCUCCGACAAAGAGAGCCAUGUCUGUUGCAGUGGAACCAACGGCACCAACGGCACCAACGGUACCAAUUGAGCCUCACCUUGACGUGAAGCUGUUCAACCGCUGGAGCUUCGACGAUGUUCAGGUCAGUGACAUUUCACUGGCGGACUACGUUGGAGUUGCCCCAGCCAAGCAUGCAACUUAUGUACCUCACACUGCCGGGAGGUACUCAGUCAAACGAUUCAGGAAAGCCCAGUGCCCUAUAGUGGAGAGGCUUACAAACUCACUCAUGAUGCACGGCAGGAACAAUGGGAAGAAACUUAUGGCUGUAAGGAUCAUUAGGCAUGCAAUGGAAAUUAUCCAUUUGCUGACUGAUCAGAAUCCUAUUCAAAUUAUUGUUGACGCUGUUGUUAAUAGUGGUCCACGAGAAGAUGCAACUCGUAUUGGAUCUGCUGGAGUUGUUAGGCGUCAGGCUGUGGAUAUUUCACCUUUGAGACGCGUGAAUCAGGCUAUCUAUCUCCUUACAACUGGUGCUCGUGAAUCUGCUUUUAGAAACAUCAAAACUAUUGCAGAAUGUUUGGCCGACGAACUGAUUAAUGCUGCAAAAGGUUCAUCUAACAGUUACGCUAUAAAGAAGAAGGAUGAGAUUGAAAGAGUUGCCAAGGCCAACCGUUAAGGGGCUGCCGAAACCUAUGAGUAUCUUGUCAUUUGCUGUUCAAAGGAAGCUCCAAAUGAUCUCACUGUGCGAGCUCCUAUUUUUCAAGAUUUUUAGCUAGUUCUGUUUUGUUUCAUGAAAAAUGGCCGAUGCUUGUUUUUCUCAUAUUUUUUGUUUAAUUUCUAGGAUGUGACCAAGACAAUAUCGAGAAUUAGAAAAAAUAUGAAUGGAAGAACAGGAGUUACAAAUAUUUCUAAAA